GACCAGUGGUACGAAGACGAUUUUAUUUAAAUUUUAUUUAAAAGGUCGCUCGGGACUUAUUAUUGUAGACUUCGAAAACUAUUCACACUAAAUCACUUGCAUUGACUGCCCGUACCUUGUCUCGUUUGCUCUGAUACUCCCUCUACACCAUCCCGAGAAAUUACCAUCUUCCGAAAAUGUCGCGCUCGAUCGUCAACACUGUUUCCUACCCCUUCAAGUUCGACCAACAAGGAGUCGUGAAGGAUGGGCAGGCUGGGAAGACGGAGGAUCUCUCGAUCAAGCUCCCCAACGUCCGUGGCCGCAUCCCUUCCCUGCAGGCCUCGUGGCUGCGGUCAAUGAUGCUGGAAGCCCACCAAGACAAGACAAAGAUCAUGGCACACGCUUGCUCGUACGAUGGUCUUUCUUCCCGCCUUGUUGAGGAGGCCGGAUUCCCCAUGAUCUUCCUCGCUGGCUACACAGUGUCGAGCUCAUUCGGCCUACCCGAUACCGGCUACAUCGCCAUGCAGGAGAUGUGCGACAAAAUCCAGGAGACUGUGAGGCAGGUCAAGGUGCCUGUCAUGGCUGAUGGUGAUACUGGAUACGGCAGCUCUAUGAACGUCAAGCGCACAGUACAAUGCUAUGCCGACGCCGGAGCGGCCGGUAUUAUGAUUGAGGACCAGACCUGGCCCAAACGUUGUGGCCACACCAAGGGCAAGUCGGUCGUCGGUCGGGGUGAGGCGUUCGCCCGUAUUCAGGCUGCUUGCGACGCUCGCGACGAAGGCAAGGAUAUUUUCAUCCUUGCUCGCACGGAUGCGCUCAUUCUCGGCUGGGAAGAGGCCAUGACUAGGGCACAAGAAUUCAAGCGCAUCGGAGUCGAUGCUGUCUUUGUUGAGGCCCUGCCCGACAAGGAAGCCAUGCAAAAAUGCGUCAAGGAGCUCGACAUGCCUGUAUUUGCCAACAUCAUCGAGGGCGGCAAGACCGAGAAUCUCUCGGCAAAGGAUCUUGCCGAGCUCGGCUUCUGCGCUGUGGCAUACCCUUGGACCCUCGUGGCUGCCAAGUUGAAGAGCAUUCGCGAAACCCUCGAAGCGCUCAAGGAAAGUAUGACAAAGGGGUCGCCACCUAUGAUUUUGUCAUACUCGGACGUAUGUGAGGGUGUUGGAUUCAACAAGUACUGGGACCAGGAGGAGAAAUACAAGUUUACUUAAAGUAGAGACCGUCGAUUUGUCACCGCCCGUAGUUUGAGAUAGAUUUAAUACUCGGACUUUUAGAUUACGGAUCUUCAGGG
This is a messenger RNA of Emericellopsis atlantica, 1264 nucleotides long. Its product is annotated as Pyruvate/Phosphoenolpyruvate kinase-like domain-containing protein. The record is from RefSeq and is a predicted model, not a curated record. Gene Ontology annotation, molecular function: catalytic activity. NCBI's taxonomy places the organism in Eukaryota, Fungi, Ascomycota, Sordariomycetes, Hypocreales, Bionectriaceae. The coding region runs from base 177 to 1184 and encodes 335 amino acids. The transcript has 4 exons.